GGUUCAUGCCAUCGCUGGAACUCUGCUCCACAGCGCAUACUCUUCAGUCUUCACUCACCUCUCCCUCUCUCUCUCUCUCUCUCUCUCUCUCUCUCUCUCUCUCUCUCUCUCUCUCCACCAUGGACAACCCUCAGGCUGCGGCGGCGGCCAACAACGUGGCCAAUCCUCCGGCGGCGGGAGCUGCGCAGGCCAAUCCUCCGGCGGCGGCGGCGGCGGCACCAGCCAACAACGUGGCCAAUCCUCAGGCGGUGGCAGCUGCGGCAGUGUGGAUCAACGUGGCCAAUCCCCCGGCGGCACCAGAUGCGGGAGCUCUGCUGCUGAUAUUUGGGCUCGUCCUUCUGGCGAUCGGCGCGGUUUCCCUGGUGCUGGCGUGCCUCCUCUGAGUACGACCUCAUCGUGUGCGCGGCUAAGGAGUACUCUACUACUACUACGUAUAAAUAAUAACCUGCGUAUAUGCAGAUGCAGUUUGUUGUUCGUACCAUCUAUGAACUUCAUUGCGAACCAAGUUUCUUUGGACCUGGAACAGCAUUCGACAUGCUUUUCCUCGUCUGAAUGAUCGACUAAGUAAAGCGGCAAGUUUGUAAUCCUUGCUUCUACUUCAGACUUGGAGAAUAACUCAGCAUGGUUUUAUAGUUUGGAUUGUCGACAAGAUAAACCGACUUGUAUUCAUGUACGCAUGAAUUGUUUCUGAGGCAAAUCUACAGCUUGGUACUAUCAACUAUGUAUGACCUAUAUUGCAUUUUAUCCACGGAUGUGUCACUGUAGCAAAUUGUGCUGAAAAGGCCUAGUGAAUAUAUAACAUUUCUUUGAGCGAA
Messenger RNA from Aegilops tauschii subsp. strangulata, 815 nucleotides. Lineage: Eukaryota; Viridiplantae; Streptophyta; Magnoliopsida; Poales; Poaceae. The record is from RefSeq and is a predicted model, not a curated record.